UUCUCUUCAUUCUCCCCUCUGCUUCUUCUCCCUAUCUCACUUCACACUUCUUCUUAGAGAGAGAUAAUGGUUUUAGGAAAGCGUCAUGGCUCUUUGAUCAAGAGAACAACAAGCAUGCUAAUGAUCACAGACGAUAUAGCCACGAUCUAUGAACAUGCAUCUCAGCCGUCUGAUCAUCUAACCAUGCAUCAACAUCAUCAUAAUCCGACGGUGAUGUUGGCUACUAAUAACGAUGAUGACUUCUUGAGGACUUGUAGCCUCUGCAAUCGAAAUCUAUGUCAUCGUCGUGACAUUUAUAUGUAUAGAGGGGACAAUGCAUUUUGUAGCUUAGAGUGCAGGGAGAAGCAAAUCAAGGUGGACGAGAGGAAAGUGAAAAAUGGCGUUAGAGCAUUCAAGAAAACCGUUCGUAUUUGAUUGAUUAUGUAUCAACUAAAUAGUAAACGAAUAAUAAAUUUUCGUUGCGGGUGAAAUCAAUAUGUUUGCGUACUUUUGUAUAUAAGAAUAAUGUAAUUAAAUAUAGCAGAAAAUAGAAAAGGAGACGAAAUGAUUGUGUGAUCGAUAAUAAGCAUGAUAACUUAUGUGAUCUAGAGUAAACUGAAGUUGAUUUGUUCGCGUGAAUUGUCUGUGUAAUGUGUAUAUGUGUUAUGUAAUAUCAAUGUUAAUGUA
Raphanus sativus (radish) is the source of this 666-nucleotide messenger RNA. Its product is annotated as protein INCREASED RESISTANCE TO MYZUS PERSICAE 1. The record is from RefSeq and is a predicted model, not a curated record. The transcript has 2 exons. NCBI's taxonomy places the organism in Eukaryota, Viridiplantae, Streptophyta, Magnoliopsida, Brassicales, Brassicaceae. Bases 67 to 414 code for a protein of 115 amino acids.